Messenger RNA from Prorocentrum cordatum, 1798 nucleotides. Lineage: Eukaryota; Dinophyceae; Prorocentrales; Prorocentraceae. The record is from the annotation of a GenBank genome assembly.
GGCCAGUUCCUCUCAGGCCGUUCUGGCCGCGCCGUCCCGGCGUCAUCCCACACAUUGUGCAUUAUAUUUUGACCAGUAAGGCUCGUUCUUGCGAAGACCUCUCCUCAUGCAUACUUCAUACUUAGCGCCCCAUCCGCAACUCCCGCCGCGGGCUGCGACAUGCGCCUGUCUCUCGCGCUGUCCGCGUGCCUCGCCUCGACGUGCUGCGCGGCCCCGCCGGCGGACCACGCGGCGGCCCUGCUGCAGUUGCAGCGAGGCGCUCCAGCGUCUCAGAGGCUGGGCAGCUGAUGCGCUUACACACCUGGCUCCUGGGCCGGCCAGGCGACGUGACGUAUGCGUCGAGCCCUCCCCAGAGGACCUGUCCGGCUUCGAUGUCGACGUGCCGGCGCUUCUCAUGGAGGACGAGGACAAGCCGGGCAAGAAGCGCCGCCCCAGCUCGGUGAGCCGCGCGAAGCUCGAGACCCUGACCUCGACCCUCGACGAGGCCAUCCCCGUGCUGGAGAGGGACUUCAAGGUGAAGACGCAGCAGCUCAAGGUGGCCCUGGCCGGAUUCAAGUCCAGGCAGAGGGACAUGGAUGUGGCGAAGAGGGAGGCGACCGCGGCCAUGAAGGCGCUCCGCCAGGAGGCGGAGAAGCGCCGCAGGGCCGCCGCCGACCGCAGGCUGACCAAGGAGAGGGAGCGCAGGGCAAAGGACGAAGCCGAGCGCACCGCGAAGGCGGCGAUGAUCAAGAAGGCGCAGGCUCUCAUGGGCGUGAAGGGCGGCUCGGAGGAGGGCAUCCUGGGCGACAUGUCGCUGGGCGUCAUGGUCGACGUGCUCAUGGCCCUGCCGGAGGCGGUGGAGAACCCGAUCUUCGUCAAGCGGCUGACCAAGUCAAAGGACCUCGUGGUGACCUCCGUCCAGGACUUCCUGAACAUCACGCGCCGCAAGACGGCGAAGUUUGUGCUGGCCGCCAGCAAGGCCUCGGACGUGGAACUUUCGUUCCUCCUGGCGCGCUACUUCCACGAGGCCUCCUUCCGCGUCAAGGCGAUGCAGUCGGACUCGCAGAAGAUCGCCAGGGAUCUCAACGUCGUGAUGCCCCCCAAGCUGCGGAAGAGCUUCUGGCCCAUCAUCAAGGGCCUGCGAGCGAACGCGGUCCCACUGCGCGUGAAUGCCACCAGUCUUGCGAGCGCGACCAUUACGAGCGCCUGCUUGGAGAUCUCCAGCCUGAUGGGGAACAUCAGCGACUAUAACAAUAAGUUGAAUUCCAUGCACGGGAGCCUGCACAGCGUCUGGCAGCUCUCCGAGCUGAUGUUGCCGAAGGUGGGCAAGAUCUACCCCGUGAAGCCCAUCGUUAUCGAUACCGUGAAGGACGUGAUGGCCAUGGCGACCAAUGAGGUCGCCGGCCUCGCGGAGGCCGCGGACGAGAUCGUCACCAACGUGGGCCCCAUCUCGGCGCAUGCAGUGCACCUGGAGCGCCGCGCCGCCGCGCGCGGCCGCGCUCGGCUGGGCGGCGCUCUUGGCGGCGCUCGCGGGGGGCCUGCUCGCCUGAGGCCCCCCCCCCCCCCCGCGGCGGCCCUGGGCGCCACGGCGCCCCUGGGCGCCACGGCGCCCCUUCUGUGCGGCCGCGCGGGCUCGCGCCCGGCUGCGGAAUGCGCAGUGGUCCCAAGGCCUUCGGUGGCCCCUACCCUUCCUGUCCAUUCUCCGUAUAAUCAUGAUUCUCCUCCUCCUGCUGUGAUUCUUAGCCAGGUAUCUGCGUCCACUCUGACACCUAGCCUGCCGUGAGCGAAUUGAUCUAUGUUCUUGCACCCUGUCCGUCGG